Messenger RNA from Symbiodinium necroappetens, 1299 nucleotides. The record is from the annotation of a GenBank genome assembly. NCBI's taxonomy places the organism in Eukaryota, Dinophyceae, Suessiales, Symbiodiniaceae.
GCCAAGAUGCAGUCGGUCAUCAGCGGGGGCGAUUGGACGUCGGCUUGGUUGCUGACGGGUCUUCCGGACCCUCUUCAUCGGAAAGAAUGGGCCGGUACGAAAGAGGAGAUGGCCAUUAUCUCAGGGUAUCAGGAGGCGGUCUUCAAGCUGAAGAAAAAGGUCGCCGAGGCUCAAAAGCAGGGAGAAGCGGAGGAGGACGAUGCGCCGGCCACCGGUACCUUGCUGGAGCGGUCCGGCAGUGAUACAUCUCUAUUCCCGUGCGCAUUGCCCUACCCGGAGGUCCUUUCGACUGAGGUGCUGCAAGGUGAGUCCGAGCUUUCAUCUUGGUGGGCCCGGGCUGCUUUGAACACUUUGGUGGCGUGGUCUAACUAUGUCACCCUCGGCUGUCCUUCUCCGGGCAGUGCUGCGUGCGAGCCGCGAGUGGGCUAUCGCUGCGUACAAGACGCAAGGCUUUUUGCAGAUAGGCUGCUUGGCGAGUUGGAGGAAUUCGGUUGCAGUGACUUGGUGUUGGAGGUCCCUUGUGCUGGAGCGGGCUACCCUGAUGAUGUCCAGGUUGGCCCUGCUCCUUCGGCGUCUUCGGCGCUCCCCGUCGUCGCGGAACGCGUGGCGGUCCCCGCCGAGGCUGGCCGAGUUGAUCCUCUUGAUUGGUUGCCGGCUGAUAGAGCUGAAGUUGUGGCAUCUCUUGAGAAGCUACGGCGGCCUGAGCAUUUGUGGGAUGGUGUGACGAAGUCUUUUCACAACGUGCCCGAACGGGAGGAAGCAGAUGUGGCAGAACGGCUCCUGGCCACUCAGAUGGCUGUUCUUGUGCCCGAGGCGGAGUUGCCCCGGGAUAGCCAGGGAUGCUUACUGACUGGUGGGUUGUUUAGUGUGCCAAAGAACUCUGAGGAAGAUCGCUUGAUUUAUGACAGGCGGCCCGAGAAUGGCACGAUGCCGAAGUUGGAUUGGGCGAGGGUCCUCGGCAUGGGUGAUGUGAAUGGAUGUGCGAUUGCGCAGGGUGUGUACCUCGACGACUUGCUGAUCACAGCGAAGGUUCGAUUGUCUUCACCGGUCCCGCUCGAUGACUCUUUCCAGCCUUUAGAGCCCCGUGAGGACGACGAGGACGUGGUGAAGGUGAAACUGGCCGAGGAAGCAUACGACGAGGCUGGUUUGCAACGUGCAGUCCAUAAAGAGUUCCGCAUGUUGACCACUUUCCGUGCGUGGGGAGCUCACGUGGAUGGUGUCAAAGGCCGCGUGGGAGCUCCUCUGGAAGUUCGGCGGCAGGUGUGGAAACUCAUCUCAGCUAUCGUGCGUGCUGGUCGG